AUGGCGAGUAAUGUUGUGGUAAUUGACUCCUCCUUCCGCCGGACCGUCAUUAAGGUCAACCCGGGAACAUACAUGACGGAUGUUCUGGAGCAAGCCUGUAAGAAAUUUAACCUUGAUGCAAGUAGGUAUGGACUCAAGAACAACAACAAGGCAGUCAACCUCUCCAGCCCAUACAGACAAACAGGACUAGUGCCAGGCGCCAAACUCGAGCUUGUUUUAGUCUCCCGAUCUCCGUCCGUUGUUUCGGUAGCUCUACAAUUACCAGAAUCGCUAGCCAAGGAUGUACCUGGUGGGCGGUUGGUCGACAAGUUUCCGAGCGAUACUACGUUGUGGCUGGUCUUGCGGAAAUUCGAGUCGAGGCAGGAUGGGCCAACACAGAACUUUACAGGUCGGGGUGCUGCACAGAUAGAGAAAGGGGCUUCGGGGGCAGGACGGAUAUUCUACGAGAUGCCCUCUCUGAAUCUCAUGGGACGAGAGGUGUCGGAUUUCGGUGGUUUGCAGAAGACUUUGGCGCAGCUGGGAUUUAAUCAGGGAAGUGUGUCCAUUAGACUUGGGUUCAAGCAGACGGAGCAACCGCUGGAGGAGGCCAUGAAGGAAAUCGGGCAGUAUUUCAAGGAGGACGAGGAGCCGAAGAGCAGCGAAGAUCCAAAAACCGAGGCUGUUACAGAUGCAAUUGCGAAAUUACCAGAGGCUUCGGUUGACCCUGGGAUUGUGAUGGGCGAUACGGAAGAUUUGAUUUCCUUCGACCAGGUUGAGGACGCCGCUACACAUCCUGCGCCAGGACCAGAGAGCCCCCAACAACUCCUCGGUCCAAACCAUCGCCCUAUUACCGUCUAUGCUGCUCCUACAGCCGACACGCCCAAAGCCGCUCUCCGACCACACAUCGACAACGACUUCGAGCCCACAAUCGCCCACGCCAAACUCCACCAAUCUCGCCUCCAAGAGAACGCCAUGAACAAGCGCCUCCCAUCCGAUGCCGAGCAAGAACGUCUCGACAAGGAGAAAGCGGCCAAGCUUGCCAAGAAGACUUCCGUAAACAUUAAAGUCAGGUUCCCAGAUGAGACAUCCAUCAUCGCAAGCUUUACAGCCGCCGAGACGGGUCUUAAUCUGUAUGAGCAUGUGAAGGGCACGAUAGCAGCGGAAGAACAGCCGUUCAAGUUAGUAUACCAGGAUAGAGGACCGCAGACUGUUCCGCGGAACGAGAAGAAGCUGAUUAGGGAUCUGGGUUUUGAGGGCGGGGUAACGGUUAAUUUUAUCUGGGAGGAUGCUGCGAGUGACGAGGUUAGGGAUAGGCGUCGGUCGGUGCUGAAGGGGCAGUAUGUGGCUGCUGCAAAGGAGAUUCCAGUCCCUGAGCUGGUAGCUGAUGAGAUGGAGGAUGGGAAGGUGGAGAGUGUCGAACAAGGGAAGGGGAAGGAGAGGACUGGUGGUGGUAAGGGAGGUAUGCCUAAGUGGCUUAAGGGGUUUGGGAAGAAAUAG
This is a messenger RNA of Drepanopeziza brunnea f. sp. 'multigermtubi' MB_m1, 1476 nucleotides long. RefSeq lists its product as uncharacterized. Gene Ontology annotation, cellular component: nucleus; vesicle membrane; cytoplasm. Gene Ontology annotation, molecular function: protein binding. NCBI's taxonomy places the organism in Eukaryota, Fungi, Ascomycota, Leotiomycetes, Helotiales, Drepanopezizaceae. The record is from RefSeq and is a predicted model, not a curated record. Gene Ontology annotation, biological process: intracellular protein transport.